UUAUUAUUACCAUGAAUAUAAUCCAAACAAAAAUUUAGCUUUUAAUGCUAAAUUGUUAUGCUGAAUGUUGCAUUCCAAGCAUAUAAUUUUAUUCAUUAUAAAUAUUAAAAAUAUUCAGCCUGACAUUAGCCUGCUUGCUCCCCGAUCUCUUCAAGAAAAGGCUGAAUUGGAUGUGUCACCACUUGGUCUGGGGAGCAGCAGUCCGGGCUCAGCCCCUGCACUGUCAGGGCUGAGCAAGCAUUGCUGCUGCUCUGCCAAGUGCAGUUCUCAGGUUUAAUUGAUGUGGCAGAGAGGAUAUUUUCAGAUGGACCAGCCUGAUGUCGCCAUCUUCAAGGAGUGGGAAUGAGCCAGGAGAAUAAAUUAAAUGAAUUAUACUUGCCCCGCAGUGGGGAUUCGCUGUUGGAAGAGCCUGAUGUGGCAACACUGGAAUUUCAGCUCACAUCCUGCUAAGGGGGCUCUUUCCUUUUGCAGAGUGGUGCAAAGGCCUAAGUUCCUUUAAAAUUAAAAAGCUGCAGCCCUCUUGAGUGUAAGUACAGCCAUGGCAAAUAUGACCUACUGUUUGGUCAAGUUUUGUUCUCAUUUACAUGAAUUCCAAUAAAUUUAGACUUGCUGUAAAAGGGCCUUACUUUCAAGCUUAUAACGAAUAAACAUAUCUCAUUCUUACAUCAUUUUAGUUCAAAAUCCAAAAUGCCUGGGACUUCUGUACCCAAUUCUUAGUGCCCAGUGUUCUUGGACAUGCAAAUCCAAGGCUGGGUUUUUUUGUUUUGUUUUGUUUUGUUUUAAAUCAGGUGAGCGUCACACGCUUCAGUUUUGUAAUGAGAGUUUUUGCACUGUCCUAAUUAAUACAGUGUGCCUGUCCUGGACCUUUGAAGGAUGUGGGAGUAUCGGCACCUCCUACGUAACGCUCAUCAGCGUGCAGAAGUAAACUAGUCUGGUCACUUAUGGAGGCCCAUUUAAAACCAGGAGGAUUACUCAGAUUGAAAAGAAAGCUUUCAGGAAUCUUCACUUAAAAAACCCCAAAAGGUCAUCCUCCCAGAAGUUAAAUCUAACCUUGAGACAAAGACACCACUUUGGAGCAGUUCAUAGCCCAGGGGUUGACAUUCUCCCACAAGACAUGUGGAAUUGUGGUCUCUCAUCUGAUGCAGGGGUUUGAACUCGCAGCUUGGCCUUCCUCUUGCUGAUGACCGGGUUCCUGUUUGAUCCUGUUUACAAGCUUUCGAAGAUUGAAAAUAGCCCCAACUCCUCUGCAUUGGCUAAUUCAGAGGCAGCAAUUGUGUGAACAGCCUCUUCGCAAGAGGACCAAGUGUAGUUUGUGACAGAAUUGCAUGGAGAUGAUCCCAAGCUGAAAGUCAAAACAGGAUCUUCUUUUGAGUUCACCGAGUGACCUGCAAUUUUAUUCCAGCACCUAACACAGGAUGUCUUCCAAGCGACCAGCCUCUCCGUAUGGGGAAGCAGAUGGAGAGGUAGCCAUGGUGACAAGCAGACAGAAAGUGGGAGAAGAGGAGAGUGACGGGCUCCCAGCCUUUCACCUUCCCUUGCAUGUGAGUUUUCCCAACAAGCCUCACUCUGAGGAAUUUCAGCCAGUUUCUCUGCUGACGCAAGAGAACUGUGGCCAUAGGACUCCCACUUCUCAGCACAACACAAUGGAAGUUGAUGGCAAUAAAGUGAUGUCUUCAUUUGCCCCGCACAACUCAUCUACCUCACCCUUGAAGGCAGAAGAAGGUGGGCGUCAGAGUGGAGAGUCCUUGUCCAGCACAGCCCUGGGAACCCCAGAGAGGCGCAAGGGGAGCCUCGCAGAUGUCGUGGACACCCUGAAGCAAAGGAAAAUGGAAGAGCUCAUCAAAAACGAGCCAGAAGAAACUCCCAGUAUUGAAAAGCUACUAUCAAAGGACUGGAAAGACAAGCUUCUUGCCAUGGGAUCAGGGAACUUUGGAGAAAUAAAAGGGACUCCAGAAAGCCUCGCUGAGAAAGAAAGGCAGCUCAUGGGUAUGAUCAAUCAGCUGACCAGUUUGAGGGAACAGCUGCUAGCAGCUCACGAUGAACAGAAGAAGUUGGCUGCAUCUCAGAUCGAGAAACAACGCCAGCAAAUGGAGCUGGCUAAGCAGCAACAAGAACAGAUUGCAAGACAACAGCAGCAGCUUCUGCAGCAGCAACACAAAAUUAACCUUCUUCAGCAACAGAUCCAGCAGGUCCAGGGUCAGCUGCCUCCAUUAAUGAUUCCCGUAUUCCCUCCAGACCAGCGAACCCUAGCAGCAGCUGCACAGCAAGGAUUCCUUCUUCCUCCUGGUUUCAGCUACAAGGCGGGAUGCAGUGACCCCUACCCCGUUCAGCUGAUCCCAACUACCAUGGCAGCUGCUGCCGCAGCAACACCGGGCUUAGGCCCACUCCAACUGCAGCAGUUGUAUGCUGCCCAACUUGCUGCGAUGCAAGUGUCUCCGGGAGGCAAGAUUCCUGGCAUUCCCCAGGGGAACCUUGGUGCUGCCGUGUCCCCUACCAGCAUCCACACAGACAAGAGCACAAACAGCCCUCCACCCAAAAGCAAGGAUGAAGUGGCCCAGCCUCUGAACCUUUCAGCCAAACCCAAGACAUCUGAUGGCAAAUCUCCCACAUCACCCACCUCUCCUCACAUGCCAGCUCUGAGAAUAAACAGUGGGGCCAGUUCACUAAAGUCCUCCGGGCCAGCAACAUUAGCGAGUCCUUCGGCCAGAGCCAACACAAUAGACAUCCUUUCUUCUAUCACGUCGUCAGGUUAUUUAAAUGACCACGAUGCUGUUACCAAGGCAAUCCAGGAGGCCCGACAGAUGAAGGAGCAGCUACGGAGGGAGCAGCAGGUGCUGGAUGGGAAGGUGGCCGUGGUGAACAGCCUGGGUCUCAAUAACUGCAGGACAGAAAAAGACAAAACAACACUGGAGACCCUGACUCAGCAGCUGGCAGUAAAACAGAGUGAGGAUGGGAAGUUCAGCCACGCAAUGAUGGAUUUCAACAUGAGUGGAGAUUCUGACGGAAGUGCAGGAGUUUCAGAGUCUCGGAUUUACCGGGAAUCCCGAGGGCGUGGUAGCAAUGAGCCCCACAUCAAGCGCCCAAUGAAUGCGUUCAUGGUGUGGGCUAAGGAUGAACGGAGGAAGAUCCUUCAAGCCUUCCCUGACAUGCACAACUCCAACAUCAGCAAGAUACUAGGAUCUCGCUGGAAAGCUAUGACAAACCUAGAGAAGCAGCCAUACUAUGAGGAGCAGGCCCGGCUCAGCAAACAGCACCUGGAGAAAUACCCAGACUACAAAUACAAGCCCAGGCCGAAGCGUACCUGCCUUGUAGAUGGCAAAAAGCUACGCAUUGGCGAGUACAAGGCCAUCAUGCGCAACAGACGCCAGGAGAUGAGGCAGUACUUUAAUGUUGGGCAACAAGCACAGAUCCCCAUUGCCACGGCGGGUGUAGUGUACCCAGGAGCCAUUGCCAUGGCGGGAAUGCCUUCCCCACACCUGCCCUCGGAGCACUCGAGCGUGUCCAGCAGCCCAGAGCCCGGCAUGCCCGUCAUCCAGAGCACUUACGGGGUCAAGGGCGAGGAGCCGCACAUCAAGGAGGAGAUGCAGCCCGACGACGUCAACGGAGAGAUCUACGAUGAGUACGAUGAGGAGGAGGACGACCCCGAUGCAGACUAUGGCAGUGACAGUGAAAACCACAUUGCGGGGCAAGCCAACUGAUCGGGGUCCCAAUGUCUCGUGACCUGCAGGACUUCAAGGAGAAAAGAAAAAAUAAAAUAAAUAAAUAAAGCCCCAUCUGGUUUAUCCUUGCCAGUGGCCAAGCACAUUAACUUUCUCAUACACUGACUGUUACUUUAACUGUUAGUCUUAAAUAGUUGGGACAUCAGCUGACUAAUAGACAUCAGCCUGCAUCAGAAGAAAAAAGGCUCAGAAGAAAGGAAACAAAGACAACGACAACAACAACAGAAUGAUAUAAGCUAUGGGUAAAAUAAUGCCAGUAAUUCAGCUGCUAUACCCAAGCACUGAAGUCUUACCCGUCGACCUUUUAUUAUUAUUAUUUUUUUUUCAAAUAAACUUUAUGGCUGUUUGUUCUACAA
Sturnus vulgaris (Common starling) is the source of this 4075-nucleotide messenger RNA. NCBI's taxonomy places the organism in Eukaryota, Metazoa, Chordata, Aves, Passeriformes, Sturnidae. The record is from RefSeq and is a predicted model, not a curated record.